Molecule: messenger RNA, 1271 nt
Organism: Acyrthosiphon pisum (pea aphid)
Lineage: Eukaryota; Metazoa; Arthropoda; Insecta; Hemiptera; Aphididae
Product: F-box/SPRY domain-containing protein 1-like
Exons: 2
Coding region: 84-968 (294 amino acids)
Biological process (GO): proteasome-mediated ubiquitin-dependent protein catabolic process; synapse assembly involved in innervation
Cellular component (GO): synapse; SCF ubiquitin ligase complex
Molecular function (GO): protein binding
Source: RefSeq, a predicted model, not a curated record
UACAUCUAAUCCCACUAAAUAGUGGUUUGAAUUGGAAAACAAUUAAUCUAUUUUUAAUUGAUUAACAUUCGAAAACAUUUAUAAUGAACGUUUGUGACGCACCACAACCACAAUACUUACCCGACUUGGUGUUGGACAUUAUAUUUUCAAACUUGAAACUGUCCGAUUUGUAUAGCUGCAUGUUGGUCUGUCGAAAUUGGAAUCGAGCAAUUAACCGUGGCAGAUCAGAGUUAUGGAAAUUGUUGUGUCGCCGUGAGUUGACCGAAGAGUUAUUGAACUCAAAAGAUUUGUCAUCGCUCCAAAGCCAUAAAGAUAAACUGCGUGCCUUAUAUAAUUCAUGGAAUCCAGAAGAUUGUUCCAAGUAUAUUUCUGUCAGUAAUCAUGGUUUCACAUUCAUUAGCAGACUAAACAAAGAUAGAUUCAUUAACGGGUACCAUGUCAUCGACAAUUUUCAUUCCUCAACCUUUCCCAUGUUCUUUCCCGGUAUCGUAAUGAUGAGUACAGAUAUGAUACGAACUAAAACUGGUUAUACCACCGGUAAACACAUAUGGGAAAUUACAUUUAAUGGACCACUAGGUGGAGUUGCAAUGAUUGGUGUGUCAACAAAAGAGGCACCAUUGCAUUGUAUAGGUUUCAAACCUCUGUUGGGCGCUAACAAGCAUAGUUGGGGUUGGAACUUAGUCAGUAACGAUUUGGAACACAAUGCAAUAUCACAUGGUAACUACCCAUUGUUAAAGAAUGCUCCUAAAUAUAAACUUGGUGAAAAAUUACUUUUAGUACUAGAUUGUGAUAAUGGUACUUUGCACUUUGAGAAAUGUGAUGUAUUUUUAGGUAUAGCUUUUAAAAAUUUACCUAAAACUAAAUUAUAUCCUUCGGUGUCAGUUGUUCAUAGUGACAGUAAUGUAUCAGUACUGUAUAUUAGUAACACAGGGUCUGCGCGACAGCAAUCGGGGCAAACCCAAUUCUGAUCAUGCUAUUCCUUGCAACACAAUGUGGCAGAAUACAAGCUUUUUUGAUUUUUGUCGCGUUGAGUUCGCUCAUGUAGGCCAUGGUCUAAGCCUCAAUAUGAUUUAGGAAACCUAGUUUUUGUAAGAAUUCAAUUUAAUACAUUAUAGAAUACUGAUUGACAUAAGGUUUAAAUAGAUUCCUUUAUUGAUGUUUUAAAAUCUAAAAUCAGUAAUUAAGUAAUUAACUGAUUUUUAAUUUAAAAUACAUAGUUUAACUUCAUAAUAACUUACACAUUUUCAUUUACUAAAAUUAAAUAUUAUAAC